ACGAACAAUCGAUGCGCCAUAUCAGUAGUUCCCCCCAACCGACGUUGAACAUCACACGACAUCUGCACAGACACGUAGCUGAUAGUACGCUCAAUGCCUCUGAUCGCACAGAAUCCAAAAGACCGGGUCAUCCUCGGUUUGAUGACCUUUGGCCCCGAUGAGAGCAGCGGCGCGCGUAUCACCGAGUUUGAUGAGUUUACCAAACACCUCGAUUACUUCCAGGCGCAGGGCUACAAUGAAGUUGAUACUGCGCGCAUGUAUGUCGGCGGCAAGCAAGAAGCAUGGACGCGCCAGGCUGGUUGGAAAGAGCGUGGCCUUACUCUUGCUACCAAAGUCUACCCAUUCGAGGCUGGCGUCCACAAGCCCGAGAACUUGAAGAAGCACUUCACCACUAGUCUGCAAGAGCUUGGCGCCGACUGCGUGGACAUCUUCUAUCUCCAUGCGCCCGACCAUAGCGUGCCGUUUGAAGAGACGCUCAGAGCAGUCAACGAGCUGCACAAACAGGGCAAGUUUGUCAACUUGGGCCUGUCAAACUUCGCAGCAUGGGAGGUUGCCGAAGUUUACAACAUCUGCAAAGAACGAGGAUGGGUCAAGCCGACCAUUUACCAGGCCAUGUACAAUGCCAUUACUCGCGCCAUUGAGCCGGAGCUUGUUCCCGCAUGCCGCAAGUAUGGCAUUGAUAUUGUCGUCUACAACCCUUUGGCGGGUGGCCUCUUUUCCGGCAAGAUCAAGUCCAAGGACAUCAAGCCUGACGAAGGCCGGUUCGGGACCAAAGCUGACCGCAUUGGCACAAUGUACCGCGAUCGCUACUUCAAGGACGCGACGUUUGAGGCCCUCAAGAUUGCAGAGGAAGCUGCUCAAAAGCACAACUUGACGCUGCUUGAAAUUGCACUGAGAUGGUGUGUUCAUCACUCCGAGCUCAAGACACGAGUCAAAGGCGGCAAUGACGGUGUCAUUAUUGGCGUCAGUAGUCUCAAGCAACUCGAGGGCAAUCUCGCGGAUCUGGAGAAGGGACCUCUGCCUGAUGAUGUUGUCAAGGCGUUGGACGAGGCAUGGAUGGUUUGCAAGGCAACUGCGCCUACGUACUUUCGGUAGAUGGGCCGGUGUUUGGUUGCUGUACCGUACCGGCGUUAGCUGAAUAGUCAGCGAAACUCAUUAGUCAUCCAGUUCCGAUUCCGAGGGGCAUUCCAGUCGACUUGGCAAUUGCCUUGAUUGGAAGGUGCAAACAAGGCCGUACUACUUAGAGACACCUCGUUGGAGGGCGUAUGUUAGUCCAUCUAUAAACCUGUUCACCACUGUGU
This is a messenger RNA of Bipolaris maydis ATCC 48331, 1301 nucleotides long. RefSeq names its product NADP-dependent oxidoreductase domain-containing protein. NCBI's taxonomy places the organism in Eukaryota, Fungi, Ascomycota, Dothideomycetes, Pleosporales, Pleosporaceae. Gene Ontology annotation, molecular function: oxidoreductase activity. The record is from RefSeq and is a predicted model, not a curated record.